Molecule: messenger RNA, 1299 nt
Organism: Notechis scutatus (mainland tiger snake)
Lineage: Eukaryota; Metazoa; Chordata; Lepidosauria; Squamata; Elapidae
Source: RefSeq, a predicted model, not a curated record
AACGCCUGCUUUCCCCUCCGCAUGGCCGAGCCGGACGAAGAGGGCCGCGGCGCUUCGGCGACCGAGCUCGGCCAGGCGGUGUCGCGGCAGCUGCCCGGGCUGCAGGAGGAGUCUCGGGCGGCGCGUCUGAGGGCGCUGGGCGCGCUGAGAGCCCUGAUGACGGAAGGGCCUCCGCCGGCGGUGCGCGAGGUCUUCGGGCCGGCGCUGCUGCGGCCGCUGACCCGCUGCCUCGCGGGCGACCCUGCCGAGCGGUGCCGCGAACUGGCGCUGGAGCUGCUCCGCCUGGGGCUGGGCCAGGGCGCCCACCCGUCGGAGGCGCUGCCCGUGCUGAUGCCGGCGCUGGCUCAGCGGCUCGGGCUGCCCCAGGGCCCCGGCGAGGCCUGCGAGGAGCUCCGCCUCGGGCUCCUCCAGCUGCUCACCGAGCUCCUCCGCCGCUGCGACCGCCGCGCCCUGGCGCCCUUCCUGCCCGAGGCGGUGGGCAUCCUCCGAGCGGCCCUGCUCGACCCUUUCCCGCCCGCCAAGCGAGAGGGCUGCCAGGCGGCCGCCGCAGCCGCCUACGCCCUGCCAGAUCAUUUUCACCUGCAGUCGGAAAGCUUGAUCAACCCCUUAAUGCAAGCCAUUUCCCAUCAACACUACAAGGUCCGUGUUGCUGUCAUUCAUGCCACAGGGUCCGUGAUCCAAUUCGGCAACGUCAAAUCGCUGGAUGAUGUGCUUUCUCACCUCGCCCAGCGAUGUUUUGAUGACAUUCCACAGGUCAGAGAGGCUGUUAUAAGCGUUGUUGGUGAAUGGCUGUUGCACCUGCGGGAUCGCUAUUCCUAUUUCCAUAAAUUAAUCCCUCUCUUACUCAGUGGCCUGACUGAUGAAAUGCAUGAGAAUAAGGAGCUGGCUUUAACUUACUGGAAGAAAGUGGGGUUGCAGUGGGAAAAAGAAAAUGAAGAUGAUAUUAAGGAUAAACUCGAUUUUUAUACUGAGCCUUCUUAUUAUCCACCAGAAUUAACUCGUCCGGACCUGGGAUGUCGAGAGCUGGUAACCAGAAACAUCUUCAAAAUACUUCCCGGCCUCUGCCACGAUAUCACCGACUGGGUCAAAGGCACCCGAGUGAAGGCAUCUCAGCUCCUGUUUAUACUGUUACAGCAUGCGGAGGAUCACAUCACGCAACACAUGGAACUCCUCCUGCGGACGUUGUACCGCGUGUGCUCUGAUGAAGAAAGUAGCGUGGUUAGCAACGUAAGUGUGCUCCUUUCAAAAACCCUGCUGGGGAAAGGAGGUCCUGCUAACCUAAAGUUGACAGAGAUUUGA